AUGAUCAACCCACGACAGAGAUGCGGUUGGAUGCGCUGGCUAUGGCCAGAAGCAAAGCACUUCAGACCCAUGAUGUUUGCUAGCUGCUACCUGAAACUCGGUGUUGUUGAGACAUGUGCCACGGAUUUCGGAUUAUGGAUUGCCGAACACCGCAGCACUGAGUCACCGGACCCUUCAAAAUAG
Penicillium robsamsonii is the source of this 183-nucleotide messenger RNA. RefSeq lists its product as uncharacterized. The transcript has a single exon. The record is from RefSeq and is a predicted model, not a curated record. Lineage: Eukaryota; Fungi; Ascomycota; Eurotiomycetes; Eurotiales; Aspergillaceae. The coding region runs from base 1 to 183 and encodes 60 amino acids.